Protopolystoma xenopodis is the source of this 606-nucleotide messenger RNA. The record is from the annotation of a GenBank genome assembly. Lineage: Eukaryota; Metazoa; Platyhelminthes; Monogenea; Polystomatidea; Polystomatidae.
AACGACCACUUGGAGGAGCUUCUUCGCGAAGCGAAUGGAGAGCUGGGCCAAUUACGACGGCGUAUCGACGUUGAAUUGACUGAAGCAGCGAACGAGCGUCGCGCAGCUGAGGAGGCGCUGGCACGGGCUCACAAUGAACUCAGUACACUAACAGACGCUAAGUUAAGCUUGGAAGCUGAGAUCCAAGCCUACCGUAGACUUCUUGAGACUCAAGAGGGUGUAAUUAAUGAAAGCCGUGCUAGUAGCCUCACUCGGGGGCCACACCAAUCAGGUCAGACCCGUGAAGAUAGCCCACUGCGGUCUCGCUCUGUUAGUCGACAGCGUGUCCUUCCACCAGCGUCGAAGCCAGCAUCGUCGAUGGGUAGGACAUCUCCCACUCAGAAUUUGUCUGCUGGACUACAAAGUGAUUACAUGCGCCCCAAGGCAACCUCUCAAAUUCAGCAUCAACAAACUCAACCACAGCAGCAGCAACAACAACAGCAUCAACAAAAGCAUAUGAUGUCACAUGAUGGAAGGCAAGCCUUCAUGUAUUCUCCCCUCAAUUAUUAUAAUAAAGAAAGGGAGUUUAUUUGCAAAUAUAAUUCGCCAAAAAAAUAUAUACAAUGA